Molecule: messenger RNA, 1703 nt
Organism: Melanotaenia boesemani (Boeseman's rainbowfish)
Lineage: Eukaryota; Metazoa; Chordata; Actinopteri; Atheriniformes; Melanotaeniidae
Gene: angptl4
Product: angiopoietin-like 4
Exons: 7
Coding region: 97-1506 (469 amino acids)
Biological process (GO): triglyceride homeostasis
Molecular function (GO): enzyme inhibitor activity
Source: RefSeq, a predicted model, not a curated record
CCUGUUCAUCCAGGAGCCUGAGCUCUAAGCUCCUACUGAAGAAGACGGGGCAGGACACUGCACGCAACAAGACUUCAUCAGUUUAGGACAGCAGCAAUGAACACAACACUGGCAACUGUGACCUUGUGCCUGGUGGCCCUCAUGGCCACAGGUUUCCCUCUGGAGAGGAAAGGGGCUUCACCUUCUGGUGCCAAGGAGAAGCGCGUCCAGUUCGCAGCGUGGGACGAUGUUAAUGUCAUAGCCCACGGCCUGCUGCAACUGGGCCAGGGAUUGAAGGAGCAUGUGGACAAAACCAAAGUCCAGAUGAGGGACAUUUUCACCAAGCUCAAAGUGUUCAACCGCACUGUGACCGAGCUGGGGAAGGAAAGCCAGAGGCUGCGAGCGGAGGGAGAGGCCCUGAAGGCUCGGGCCCAGGGGCUGGAGGAGCGUGAGGGUCAUCUGCUGAACGUCACAGCCGAGCUGAGGGAGAAAGCAGAGGAGGUGCAGCACGACAGGAGGACCGUGAAUGAGAGAAUGAGCCGGCUGGAGCAGAGGGUGGACAGCAUGCUGCAGGGAGACGCUGCACGGCCUGACAUGAACUCUGGUGCCAAGAACAACAGUGAUGUGCACAUCAUCCAGCUCAUGCUGGAGGCUCAGGGCAGACGCGUCGAUGAUCUGAUGGAGCGCAUCAGACAUCAGCAGGAGAAGCUUGACAAGCAAAAUGUGCGAAUCAGGACUCUGCAGAGCCAGAUCCAGCAGUCUAGACAGAGGCCUCCGUGGCGGAGCAGCAGCGCGGAGGGGCCCACGCAGAGCGGCGUCGCCGAGCAACACGACUCUCCAGUCGAGAUGGCAGCAGACUGUCACCAGCUGUUUCUGAGAGGCGAGACCACCAGCGGCGUCUACAUUAUCCAGCCGGUUGACUCAGAACCUUUUAAUGUCUUCUGUGAGAUGACGGCCGAUGGUGGAUGGACGGUCAUCCAAAGGCGCCAAGAUGGCUCAGUGGACUUUGACCAGCUGUGGCAGGCUUACGAGAAAGGCUUUGGCAGCCUCAAUGGAGAAUUCUGGUUGGGCCUGGAAAACAUCUACUCUAUUGCUAAAGAUGGCGGCUACAUCCUCAACAUCAAGCUCUCAGACUGGGCAGAAGAAUUAGCCUCCAUCCAACUUCCCUUCCAACUGGGUGAAAAAGUAAGCAACUAUUCGCUCUUGGUUCAGGAUGCCGGCACUUUUAGUACCCUGGAGAGUUCCUUGGGGAUCGAUGCCGCUCCUGGUCUGCCGUUUUCCACCCGUGACCAGGACAAUGACCGGAAAGCAGACAUCAGCUGUGCCAAACACCUCUCUGGUGGUUGGUGGUUCAGUAACUGUGGUCGUUCCAACCUAAAUGGCAGAUACUUCCAGAGCCCUCCUCCCAAACAGCGGCAUCAGAGGAAGCAGGGCAUCUUCUGGAAGACCUGGAGGGGCCGCUACUAUCCUCUCAAGUCCAGCACGAUGAUGAUCGCCCCCGCUGCAAUCAUCAAGAGUACGCCAUAAAGAGUACGCCAUCAAGAGUACUCCAUCAAGAGUACGCCAUCAAGAGUACGCCAUCAAGAAUAUGCCAUCAAGAGUACGCCAUCAAGAGUACGCCAUAAAGAGUACGCCAUCAAGAGUACUCCAUCAAGAGUACGCCAUCAAGAGUACGCCAUCAAGAAUACGCCAUCAAGAGUACGCCAUCAAGAGUACGCCAUCAA